AUGCCUGACCCAGAAUCUGAGAUACUGCGGCCACUCGACGCCUCCAAUACCAAUUCCGACGACUGGGAGAUAUUUAUCUUGAGCGAUGCGCGAAUCGUCUUCGAGAACAAUGGCAAACCUGCGAGUCUUCUUGCUGCAUAUGCAGACACACCACUCAGGGUGGAAGGGCGAUUAGAAAGCCCUGCGCGUAGCCAGCUGAAAUACUUCUUGAAGAAACCCUAUAAGCCCACAGACAUCGAACUGCGAAACGUAACACGCUUCUCCUACGGCGAAAUGACUGACGGAGCAUAUGUAAUCUGGGCGCAAGGCAACGCAGGCUGGUUCGAAAUACGGCCGGCGGCGCAGUACAGUCAGAUAUACAACGAGAUGGUCCAGGCUGUGGAACUUCUAUACUUCGUCACCGACAUAUAUAGCGAGUCGCGGAAGAAGAGUAGUGGGCCUAGUGCAGAAUUGGUCUUUCAAGAGUACGCAGAGGACGAGCGCUUCCCUUGCAGCGAUGUAGCUACAGCUGAGAGGAUUUUCGACCAUCAUCACCUUUUUCUUAUGAUGUGCUUCUUGAAUAAGGCCCAAGGACUAAGUUGGAGUAACACGCCUUUAUAUCAACGUUUUAGACGCAGAUUUCCGAAAGACUUCGACAAUUGCAAAGCACGUAUCGAGGGCCGCUAUUCGCAAAUCCAGCCUGAACGUUCAGCGCAACCUUCCAAAUUCACGUCGGCAACCACAACAGGCUCCAAGUCAACGCAAACAAAUGCGAAAGCACAGACAGCCCACGGAAAGGUUACGAUACCGAAGCCAGUAGAAGCGCCAAAGAAGGAUGACAAUUGGUGGGAGGCAGCCGCUCUCUUCGAAUUCAUGCAGAAAGCAGUGAAUCAACGGGUUCUGCGGGCAGGCCGAAACCAAAUCACGGUAGAUCGGGUUGCAGAACUUGUUGUCAGGCGGUACGAGAUUGAAGAGGUGGAAAUUGCAAAAAACGUGCUUUUGGUACAUGCACAAAAUUUAUGUUACAUGAUGGAACAUCCCCGCCGGAAGGCCGUACAAUUCUUUGCUUCCGAGCCGAUCUACAAAGAACUAGCAGCUGGACACGACCUAUCUGCAGCCGAACAAAGACGAGCUGAAGGUGUCGAAUUGAAACCACGGAGAGAUCACGGAACUCUCAGAGAUGGAGAGAAUGAAUCUUCAGACACAUCUGACGAAGAAGACGCGAUAACAACACCUGUACGCAGGCCACCAGGUAGGCGGAAGCAAGGUCGGCUAUCUGUGCUACGACCUAGGAGUGGAAAGUUUUCUGGCAAGAGUAAAGGGAUUAGCAUCAAGCCAGGCAGACAGAAGGGGGGGAAGGGGAAGGCGCCUGUACCAGCAAGUGACGAUUCGGAAGCCGAGCAAAGCGACGAGACGACCAGUAGCGAGGAAGACGAGGGAAUUGACACACCGACGCAAGCCUUAUCGCCAAGUCGUGAGAAGAGAAAACUAGAUGACAUGGAUGCGGACCAAGAAGAAAGAGGCCGGUGGAAACGUACAGCCAGUGCAUCUGCGGCUCCCGACUCUCCUCCUACAACCGGCGACUCGGAUUUGGAAGAAGCCACCGCUGUGCCACCUCUACCACUCCGUUACCGGCCAUCCAACGUCCCCCCGCAUGUUAGGCCAGCGUCAUCGUCAGCGAAUACCAGACUAAUGGUAUCACCACCGAUAGUAUCAACACCAUUACCAACCUACGAACCGAACGGCCCGCGCGACUCGUGGAUUUGUAGUUUCGACGGCUGCACUCAGAAAAUUUAUGGAUGUAGUAAGGAAUUGGGCAGGCAGUUGAUCACAGAGCAUCUAGAGGAUCACAGUAGAGGGCGAGAGAAGGUUGUAGGUAUCCUUUGGAGAGAACAGGAUAGGUUGAACCUCCCUGUCAGCAAUCUGAUCAAGAAGAUUCGCGAAAUGAACGAGGCGUCCACACCGCUGUUCCCGAUGCCUGGUGCUUUGACGACGGCGGUGCGGCCCAUACAGAGACCUUUAUAG
Molecule: messenger RNA, 2004 nt
Organism: Alternaria postmessia
Lineage: Eukaryota; Fungi; Ascomycota; Dothideomycetes; Pleosporales; Pleosporaceae
Exons: 5
Coding region: 1-2004 (667 amino acids)
Source: RefSeq, a predicted model, not a curated record